Messenger RNA from Salvelinus sp. IW2-2015, 2572 nucleotides. RefSeq names its product LTO1 maturation factor of ABCE1 (gene lto1). NCBI's taxonomy places the organism in Eukaryota, Metazoa, Chordata, Actinopteri, Salmoniformes, Salmonidae. The record is from RefSeq and is a predicted model, not a curated record.
UGUUUAUUUUCAGCACUAGCAUCUCUUUACUGCUCAUAACUGGAACCUCGGCUCCAACAAACUCCAGAUUGAUUGGAUUAGAUUGGGUUGACUGAAAAUGGAGGAAACUGAGGUUUUGUUUGAAACUGCCAGUGAGUCGAGUGAAGAUUGAGUGGGUUACAGUGGCGAAGAAAAAGGGAAACAAAAGAAGUAAAGCUAUGUUGGAAAAUAGGAAACCACUAGACUCGUUUUUGGUCGGAGUCAGGGUUUUGGAUGAAUGCUACUUGGGAAAUCCGUUUAACGUUUCCAGGAAAAUCUGGAAUGUGUUGGAAGAAAGUGGUCUUAUUUAGAUGUUUUGUGUGUCUGUGGAGCAGAAGAAGCGUGUGUUAAGACUCAAAAUGAUAUCUGAGUGGAAUGUUUCCUGCAUGGAUUUUCGUAGCAGGGCGCCUUUCAAGGGGGUUAUUUCUGGGGUGGCGCAAGAAGGUGCAAAAUAAAGGCAGAGGAUAUAACUGAAUACAUUGAUGGAGUGGUUUGUGCAAGUCGAUUGACUUGUAUGGUGGACGGAGAAAAUAAGUUCACUUCAUCCAUGCUACUGAGUCUCUCCCUUCACAUACAAAAUUAGCUUUCAUGAGAUACCCUGUAAGAGCUUCUGUGCACAAGCCCCUUCAGUGUCAUACAUGUAAAAGAUUUGGUCAUGUGUCAAGUGCAUGCAGAAGAGAAGAAUAUUGUAUGCCAAAUGAAGGAAAAUGCUGCACCUGUGGAUGUGUACAUGCACCUGAAUUCUUGGAGUGCCCUGUUGAAGGAGAAGGUGAAGGAGAAUGGAGUGUCCAGCGUGUCACCUAUCUGGAGGCGGUGAGAAAAUGGGAAGGAACGAGUGGCGUGGUAGAAGCAAUGGUAGUAGAGCCACCAAUACUAGUGAAGGUUUUUCACCAACCGAGAGAUAGUGAAAUGCUGCAUGUUAAAAAGGUGGACUUUGUAUUAUUUAUUGCAAUGGUCAUAAACUGUACAGCACAAGCGGAGAAGAAGUCUAAGAAAAUUGUAAUCAUUUUGAAUGCCGCUGAACGUUCCUGUCGGUGAACGUAGCUCUAUCACAGGCCCCUGAGCCUGUGUAGGGAUGUAUUUUGGAGUGGACUGUGGUUGAAGAAGUAUGAUGGCUUUGUUUUUUAGAUAUUUUGUAUGAUAUCGUUUUACCCCUUUUCGGAAUAUAUGUUUUCGUUUUAUUUAAUACCCCGUCCAGCUGGUGGCGGUAAUGCCCCAUUAACAUUGGAUGCCAACCGCCGUUGUACCUCAUCGAAGUACAAUAAACUCCAACACAGUAGAUGGCAGUGAUGCGCGAACUAACUGUUGGGCUGUCUAAAGCAAUGCUGUAGCCACAAACUGAUGUUUGCGGAAGCGAGGGCUGUUGGCUAGGCUAGAUAGCCAAGUAAUAUGUGUAAUAGGCGAUACUCUUUUAAAACUCUUCGAAAAUGGCCCACAAAAGUGAAGAUUUAUUUGACUGUAUUCUCAUGGCGGACGAUAGGUUCCAUGUAGAGGGGUACCGCGAGGGGUUCGAUGAAGGCACGCGACAAGGAAUGAUUGAUGGUCGGAAACAUGGGGCAUCACAUGGUGCCAAGCUUUCAAUGGAGGUUUCCUUCUAUUAUGGAUUUGGAAUCACUUGGAAAUGCCUUCUUCAAAACAACACAGACGUGAAAGCCAGAAAAAGGCUGAAAGUUUUGGAAUCUCUUCUUGGGUUGAUUCAGAAGUUCCCCCAUGAAGAACCUCAAUAUGAAUAUCUACAGGAAGACAUGGAGAAGGUUCGGGCCAAGUUUAGACAGGUCUGCUCUCUGUUAAAUGUGCCAACAGACUUCAGUGAUUAUGUGAAGUCUGGAGGGUCUGGAGGAAUAUCUUUCUGAAGGGAACUGGCAACUCUAAAGCCCACGGCUUGAGGAUCUGAAGGGAGUUCCUUGAAUGCAACCUUUCCUGUGAAGCAUUGUGGCUUUGAAGACAAGAUAGGAGAACAGUUGAGGAGGGGGAACCUGCUGGUGGGCCUCCCCUUAUGUAAACAGGAUGUCCUGAAUUGGUCUGUAGUGUAGUUAACUGACUUUUAAUGGUGGAGCAUAAAGUAUGCUAUCAGUUGGUACUAUGAAGAAUUGGUGUUUUCGAAUGACAAAGGUUAGGAAAGCAAUUGGUGGGGCAUCAGUCUAGUUUUGAAAUAUGGAGUGCCACUGAGAACACAAAGUGAACUGGAAGUGCUACAUAGGCCUAACUGGUGUUCUAUAGUCCUUGAUGUUUAGUGCUUUGUCUGGGUGGUAAGAGAGAGCUGAGUUGCAUCAAUUAUUUUGUAAUUCUAAUGAUUUUAGAUAAAUGAGUGGAUUUUUUUUUUUUUUAUCUACACUUUGGGGGGGGAAAAGGUUCCAAAUGGAACCAAUAAGGAAUAUAUCGCUUGCUUCAUAUAUAUAUAUAUAUAUAUAUACACCCCUAAAAGUUCUAUAGAGAACCCCAAUUAACACUUUGUCCAAUCGUGUAGGUCAAUUUUGAGUGACCUGGUUGAGAAUGAGUGAUUGCUUAAACUACUGGUUGAUGUGUAAUAAUAAUAAAAAGCUAUUUAUUUCAA